AUAAUUACGCAGGCGAGUACAGAUCAUUGUGGGAGCUUACCAGCCAGAACCCUAGAAUUCGACCCCCGCAACAUGUUCCUUGGCCCUUUUGAUCGCCGCAAGCGCCGACAUAGAUGCGUCGCGUGUACAAAGAGCCACUUGAAGUGCUCGGGUAAUUUUCCUUGUACUGCCUGCGUCAAGCGUGGUUAUCCUUGCCAGUAUGGUGUCGUGGUACAAGAGAGGGCCAUCUUGGUCGACCGAGGGAAGCAUUCAACGAUAGGCACGUACAGGGGGGUUGGGCAAUCACUUGUUCCGGACACUCUCGUCGCCAAACCCCUGGGUGCCGACCAAACAACGUUCUAUCUCUCCUGCUUCGACGCCUUCCUCCAGAAAAACAAGUUUACUGGUCUGGUAUCACCUCGGGAAGAUAUUGCCGAGCUGGUGAAACGCGGCGACCCUGAAAGUCACCUUCGGGAUGCAGUGCUGUGUCUGGGUGCAAUGCAAGCCUUGACGCUGCCUGCGGCGUCGAGAUCGAAAGAGAUCCGUCAAUUUGCGCUGCAAUCUUACGCCAAGUCUAUUUCCAGACUUCGAGAUGCGCUUGCCAACACGGUCGACGACGCGGAGUCGAGAGUAGGAAUCCUCUGGUCUACUCUGCUGCUUGGUCUGUUUGAACUUAUGAAUGAUUCAACUGGCAACGGGUGGCUGCAACACCUUAUCCACGGCACAUCGAAGGCUCUGAGAGCUAGCGGCCCCUCGGCGUGCAUCUCUGGCCCCUGCAUGCGAUUUUUUACGGAAUCCAAGAUAUUCGAGGUUUGCAGGGCAGUCGUCUUCAAUCAGCCAACUUUUCUUGCCGACGAGAAAUGGAUGGCUCUGUCCGCAUCUCUCCGAGCGUACUCGCUGUGCAGUUCACAGAAAGUGCUGGAUGCUCUGCUCGACAUUGUGGUCAUGUGCGCUUCAUUGCGUGUCAAGGCGGCGAACUUGAUCGAAUUCUUUCAGCGCUCGGGUCCGGUUGACAUUAUUAUUGAACAAGCCCAAGCCAUUUCUCAACGCGGCUACGAGCUCCGAGGUCAACUUCACGCCUGGGCAUCGAGCCAUCACACCUCAAACGUCUUCAGAUGUCCGGCAACCUCGCAAGUCUCAUCAGCCACUUGGAAUACGGAGCAUAAGCAUGAGACUCAGCUCCUGGCAGAGACGUGCUUCUCUGCCACCAGCAUCUACCUCUCAGGGGUGUUUGACUACGAGAUAUACUACUGGCAGAGCUUGCAGUUACCUGUUGCUACGCUGAGCGAAGACCAGAUUCAACAACACGUCGCCUUCAUUCUCGAUUCGAGCCAACGACUCGCCGGCACGAGUAUCUCUUCGCUGCUGCUCUUGUUUCCACUUCGGGUUGCUAGCGCAAGGGCCCGGAAGACAUCGCAAAAAAAGCAAAUUAUGGAGCUUUUGGGAAUAGUGGGUUCAACUUUUCCAGUCGCUCUCGCGUUCAUAGCUGAGAUCGAAAACUUGUGGCGCUACAAUAGUGCUAGGGAAUUGGGAUCAACGACAGGAAGUAGUGAGUCGGUAGGAAUAAAAAAGUGAAGCCUUUUUUUUGUCUUUUUUUUUUUUUGAUCCCU
This is a messenger RNA of Pyricularia oryzae 70-15, 1589 nucleotides long. RefSeq lists its product as uncharacterized. The record is from RefSeq and is a predicted model, not a curated record. The transcript is spliced from 4 exons. The coding region runs from base 73 to 1554 and encodes 493 amino acids. Gene Ontology annotation, molecular function: zinc ion binding; DNA-binding transcription factor activity, RNA polymerase II-specific. Gene Ontology annotation, biological process: regulation of DNA-templated transcription. NCBI's taxonomy places the organism in Eukaryota, Fungi, Ascomycota, Sordariomycetes, Magnaporthales, Pyriculariaceae.